Molecule: messenger RNA, 2345 nt
Organism: Doryrhamphus excisus (bluestripe pipefish)
Lineage: Eukaryota; Metazoa; Chordata; Actinopteri; Syngnathiformes; Syngnathidae
Gene: tsen54
Product: TSEN54 tRNA splicing endonuclease subunit
Biological process (GO): tRNA-type intron splice site recognition and cleavage
Cellular component (GO): tRNA-intron endonuclease complex
Source: RefSeq, a predicted model, not a curated record
UUACAAAUCAAACACGAUUUGAAAGUUACAUUUCCUGUUUUCAAUACGCCAACCACACGGUGGGCGGCUUGUUUUCUAAACCUCACAGGAAGAGAUGAACGACAUUGUAACAAACGUUUGUCUGAAUAACAAACUUAGAUGAAUAUAAACCGAUAUAACGUAUGGUAUAAGACCUCAAAUGUGGGGUAAAAAAAGAUUACUUGGGCCCUUUUAGCACUACCAGGCGCGGUGGCCAAGUGGUAAGGCGUCGGUCUCGUAAACCGAAGAUCGCGGGUUCGAACCCCGUCCGUGCCUUUGGUGUUGUGGGUAUGGCAAUAUUUUUGAUACAAUCUUAUUGUGUGAAUCUACUUAAAUAAUCUACCUCACAGAAUGAAAAUGAAUUUCGGAAAAGACGGCAACAUGUGUGUAAUAACAAUAACAAUAUAACAAUGGCGCUACUGUUUGUAGGCGUUGUCUGCAUUUUAUUGUUUCAAAACUCGCCGCACUACAUUCUCCACGCACUUACUCAUUUACUGUACUCCGUAAAGCAGUCAGCUGCCUCUUUUAGAACGAUACAAUCUACAUAAAUGUCAUGUUUGUCGAUGUGCUGAAAGACAAACAUGCUAACAUCCUGCUAACAUCCCGCUAACACCAGCUAGGAGGCUUUAGGUUGUGUACCGGGCUAGCAUUAGGACCCAGAGGAACACAAGAGCCCCCAAACAUGGCGGAGCAAAACAAGGAAGAGUCCGAGCGAAAGUUUGUCAGUGAACUAUUAAGCCCGUCUGAGCUGUUUUCAGCCAGGUCCAGGAGCCACAAGAUCCCCGUCAGAGGCCAGAAAGACUUCUACCCCAACGACUCCCCCGAGCAGCAGCAGAGGCUCCAGCAGACCUUAAAGGAGCACUGGAGUCUGGUGUCGGAGGAGAGAGUGGAGAGGCUGGGAAACCUGGUUAAGGCCACGUGGAUUCCAAGCGAGCAGAUUGUGGAACUUCAGUCUCCGGCGGGCAAGUUCUGGCACACCAUGGGAUUUUCCGCCGGCGGCAAGCAGUGUCUCCUCCCUGAAGAGGCGCUCUAUCUGAUGGAGUGUGGAAGUGUGCAGGUGUUCUACCAGGACCUCCCGCUGUCCAUCCAGGACGGCUACGAGAGGUUCCUGUCCUCCAGCACCGUGAGCCUGCAGCAGUAUCAGGUGUAUGGGCAUCUGAAGAGGCUGGGCUUCGUGGUGCACAGGUUCGAUGCCAGCUCGGAGCCGUCUUCCUACGCCCGACAGCUGAACCUGCCGCAGUCACGUGACCGAGCAGGAAGGCCGCUGAAGAGGAAGCGCAGCGACAGCCCCUCCCAGUCCGCCUCAUGCAGCCACGCAGAAACACAAGAUGAGCCCCCUGUUAAGAGUUCGGAAGCAGAAGAAGGAAAAAAACUUCCCGAGUCACAUCUACCAACCUCGGGGGGCCAGAGCGCUCUGCCAGAUCAAAGCGGGGGUCGGCCCUGGUGGCUGACAGACCCCGUGGGCGGCAGUGGCGGCGGCGAGGCCGACGAACGCACCCAUAGUCGUUCCUCACGCUGGGAUCACUCCAUCGAGUUCCCGGACCUGGGCUCCCUGCAGCUCUCCUCCAGACGCUUGGCCGCCCCUGACCCGUGUCUGCUGCCCGGAGCUCUUACCGUGGGCUGGUGCGACAUCAGGCCCUGGAUGAGCAGAAUCAACCAGCGUGCCGUGAAGGAGAGCGCGAGGGACAAUCCCGGACGUCGCUGGGACGUCAACAGAGACGAGAAGGUGCGACAGUGCAGGAACUGGGCGGAAUACCAGCAGCUUCUUGCCAGACGGCGGAGGCCCGCCCGACCCGAACACUUGUGGGAGAAGGAAGUUGCUCCUUUACACGACCCGACGCAGCCCAUCUCAACAGGCGAACUGUUGGACAAAAUCAGCCUGAUCAAGUCCACGCAUCUGCUGGAGGGAGCGUCCAGCAUAAAGGCCUCGGAUCAGUGGAGGAUCCGUUUCAGUGUUUACCAGCCUGACACGGUGGCUGACUUCAAGAAGAGCGACCCGGGGAAGCCCUACGUCCGCAUGUGCGUGUGCAGCUUCAACGGGCCCACGCCGGACCUGCGGGCCAUCAAGCAGCUGACCUUCCAGAGCGGCGACAUCCCGGUGGUGUUUGCUGUGGUGGACUACGGGGACAUCUCCUUCUACACCUGCAAGGACUUCCAGCUACCCAAAGACGUCCACAACUGACCCCUCCCAAAUGUCGCUCAAUGUUGCUUUAUCUUUGCCAUGGUUGACGUUCGCGGUCGGGGAUGAAAAUGUCUUUCCGUACAAUAAAUGUUGACCAGAUGGAUGGUGACAGCAAUCAUGCAGCUGUCCGCCCGUGUUUGUACAU